AUGGACCGCACAGAUCUCGAAACAUACCAAGUUCAACUCUCUCAGGUUGACACUGCCCUCCAAGCAGAACCUGCUAAUGCAGAACUUGCCUCCCUUCGCGCGGAGUUACAGGAGCUAAUCGCCCUUACCCAAACGGCGCUUGCUCAGGCAGCAGAAGGAUCGUCCUCAAAGGUCGAGUCCUCUCGCAAAACAGCAUCUAUUCCAAGUCUCGCUUGGUCCGCAGGAGAUGAAUGCAUGGCCAAGUACUCCGCUGACGGGGCUUGGUAUCCAGCUCGAAUCACUUCCGUAGCAGGCUCUGAACAAAACCGUGUAUACACAGUAAUGUUCAAAGGCUAUAACUCCACGGAACAGGCUAAGCCAUCCGACUUGAAGCCUCUCCCUGUCAGCUACACUAGCACGGUGUCCGCGACGAAGAGGAAACAUGAAACCGAUGAUGAAAAGGAGCGGAAGAAGAAGAAAAACGAGAAGAAGCUGGAGACGAGGGCGGCAAAGGCUAAAGAGCAGAAUCAUAAGCAGGCCACAUGGCAAAAGUUCGCCAAAAAGUCUGAGAAGAAGGGCGUGCAUAUCGCAGGCGUAUCUGGGACGAGCAUAUUCAAAACGCCGGAUAAUCCGUUAGGGAAAGUCGGAGUCACUGGAAGCGGGAAAGGCAUGACACAAGUAACCCUUCUGGGUAAGCACAAGUUUGCGCCGACUGAAGAUGACAAUCCAUAA
Messenger RNA from Lentinula edodes (shiitake mushroom), 711 nucleotides. RefSeq lists its product as uncharacterized. Gene Ontology annotation, molecular function: DNA-binding transcription factor activity. The transcript has 2 exons. Lineage: Eukaryota; Fungi; Basidiomycota; Agaricomycetes; Agaricales; Omphalotaceae. The record is from RefSeq and is a predicted model, not a curated record. Bases 1 to 711 code for a protein of 236 amino acids. Gene Ontology annotation, biological process: negative regulation of DNA-templated transcription.